Molecule: messenger RNA, 1968 nt
Organism: Phytophthora megakarya
Lineage: Eukaryota; Oomycota; Peronosporomycetes; Peronosporales; Peronosporaceae
Source: the annotation of a GenBank genome assembly
AUGGAUAUCAAGUCGGGAGACGAAUUCACAGAUGUUUUAGCUGAUAGCGAUUUUAUCACAGACGCAUCCGUCUCUGAAGCCCCCAAUGACUGCAAUACAGGCAAGGCGUGCGGACCGGACGGCCUUGGUAAUGAUUGGUACCGCGAUUAUGCUGCGACUUUGGUCCCUAUCCUUACGAACCUAUAUCGAAUGUGGUACGAAGCUGGUAAAGGAAAUGGGGCAAAUCCGCUAAACUAUCGACCUCUCGCAUUAUUAAACACAGACUAUAAAAUUCUAACAAGACUCCUCUCGACUAAGAUAGCCCCAACGCUGGAACGAAGAAUACAUCCGCAUCAAAACGGUUUCGUUCCUGGACGUCACAUACAUGAUACACUGGAUUUGUUUGCGGCUGCACAAGCAAUGUCAAAGUCAAUUCCUGAAUCAAAUCAUGCAAUUGCGGUUCUGCUCGAUUUUGCCAAGGCCUAUGACUCUCUAUUCCGAGAAUUCUUGUAUGUGGCCUUCACGCGACAUGGAUAUCCGUCACAUUUCGUUCGCGUAAUUGAAGCUUUGCACACUGGAACAACAGUUAGAUUUUUAAUUAAUGGGAAAUCAUCGCGUCAGGUAAUGGUAACGCGCGGGAUUCGCCAAGGAUGUCCACUCGCUCCGGACCUCUUCAUUUUGGCCUUAGAACCAUUUUAUCAGAAACUGCAAAAACAAAGUGACAUUCGUGGAAUUCAAUUAGCAACAGACAACGAGUGCGAAGAGUUAAAAGUAGGUGGGUUUGCCGAUGAUACAGCAGCAUAUUUACUGGAUACUACAUACAUACCUGCCUUGUUGGACACAACCAAACGUUAUGGGCACGCAUCUGGAUUAGUGAUCAACGAAUCUAAGACCAUUAUAAUCGCCCUAGCUGCCAAGGACAUUAUGUCAUUCCCACAAUUACCAAAUGAUUUUCGUUACAAAGACGCUGGAGAAACAUCCAGAUACUUGGGCAUUCAGGUAGGAAACUCAAACACAAUAGAACAAAACUGGGAACUAGCCGAAGAACGCAUCAGAAAGCGUUUACGCUUGGCUAGACAGCGCACGCUCACCGCUAAUCAACGUUCAAUGGUGGUCUUAGCGGUUAUUAUCCCAGCUUUCCUGUAUGUUGGUCGUCACUCGUGGCCAACCACGUCUAUCGUCGGUCACUUAACAAAAUGUAUCCACAACUUCGUGUGGUUCGGAUGUUUUGAAGAAGAUCGUAUUCAAGGGCGCGCUUGGAUUUCAAACGACAUCGCCAGUCUUCCCCGAAAUGAGGGUGGUUUAGCACUACCGAAUUUAAGAGCUGAAUUACUUGCAAUGGCUGCUGUGGCCGUGACAACAUGGGCCCAAAAUUCGACCAAAACUCGCACAUUGGUAGGAGACAUACUGUUUUCGGGGGACUGUGCUUCACCAUUGCCGAUGAAGUACAUAACUCCUGGAUACGCACCAAGACCUAUUGCUGCGUUCAGUAAACGGACUAAUUUGUUUAGAGUGGGGGCAGAGAAGGUGUUGACGCACGGAUCCAAUGCUUUUGUUCAGGGAUAUGAGGAGGCAACAAUUGCGUUCCUUAAUGUGGUUGAACACAUCGUUCCCCCCACACUGGUUUGGGCGAGUGAUUCCGUUACAGUGGAUUGCCGCGUGUUGAUUGGGUCGGCAUCGGCAGCAUAUCGAAAGUUCCUUCGUACUCAUUAUGGGGAACUCAGAACCGAGUGGAUGGGGUAUAUGGAUAUUCGCUAUCUAGUUCGUCUACCAGAUGUAGGUGCCACUACAUCGGCAGUAUGGAUACACACAAUAAACGCAAUGACCGCAGCUCGAUUGAAUCAAAUCAUACAGUGGACAACACUAACGACGGGGGUAGUUCAGUUUACGGAUCUCUUGAACGGGACACUACCAGACAUCCGCCGACUGAUUGUCAUUCUGAUUGGAAAUUUUCCCGAAAUGAUGUAUCAGAUGCGCAAUUUGAACUAA